Molecule: messenger RNA, 1434 nt
Organism: Camellia sinensis
Lineage: Eukaryota; Viridiplantae; Streptophyta; Magnoliopsida; Ericales; Theaceae
Gene: FP3
Product: farnesylated protein 3
Biological process (GO): lipid metabolic process; intracellular signal transduction
Molecular function (GO): metal ion binding; phosphatidylinositol-4,5-bisphosphate phospholipase C activity
Source: RefSeq, a predicted model, not a curated record
UGUCGGGUGAGUCUCUCCACUCUCGACUCUCUCUUCCCCCAACCCAACCCCAUCCCAUUCGCACGUGCCACCCAUAUAUAAAAGCCACGUCACUCAUAUGGCAACACUCUCAUCUCAUUUCUAUCUAGAUCUGAUGGCCAAGAAAUCUCCCCUCACUCUAUAGAACUUUAGAGAGAGAAAAUAAAACAGAAACAUAAAGUGUGUGUGGUUGGUGAGAGAAAGAGAACACAAAUGGGAGAGGAGGAAAAGAAAAUGGAGGAAAAGAAAGCAGAUGAAGGAAAAGCAGAGAAAAAGGAAGAACCCAAAGCAGAUGACAAGAAAGAAGACACCACCACCACCAAGGCUGAGGAAUCCAAAGACUCACCUCCGCCGCCACCUCCGCCGCCGCAAGAGAUUGUUUUGAAAGUCUACAUGCAUUGCGAAGGCUGCGCCAGAAAGGUUCGCAGAUGCCUCAAAGGCUUCCCAGGAGUUGAGGAAGUUGUUACAGAUUGUAAGACUCAAAAGGUGGUGGUGAAGGGAGACAAAGCAGAUCCGUUGAAGGUUGUGGAGAGGGUGCAGAGGAAGAGCCACCGCAAGGUGGAGCUUCUCUCUCCGAUCCCACCACCGCCCGCGGCGGAGGAUGAGAAGAAGAAGGAAGAGAAAGAAGCUCCUAAGCCUGAAGAGAAAAAACAAGAGCCUCAGGUGAUUACAUUAGUACUCAAAGUUCAUAUGCAUUGCGAGGCUUGUUCUCAAGAAAUCAAAAGACGGAUUCUCAGAAUGAACGGGGUUGAGAAUGUGGAGCCAGAUCUAAAAAGCUCACAAGUGACAGUGAAAGGAGUGUUCGACCCACCAAAGCUAGUGGAGUAUAUAUACAAGAAAACAGGGAAGCACGCGGUGGUGGUGAAGCAAGAGCCGCCGGAGAAGAAAGAGGAAGAGAAGCCCAAAGAGGAGGAGAAGAAGGCGGCGGACGACGGCGGCGGCGGAGACAAGGAAGCGAAGAAGGGCGGCGAGGAGGAACCCAAGGAGAAGAAAGACAGCGGCGGCGGAGAGGCGGCGGCGGCGGCGGCGGGAGAAGAAGAGGCGGCGAAACUGGUGGAGAUGAGGAAAGACGAAUUUUACUACAAUUACCCUCCAAAUUACUACCAGAUCUACCCUUACCCACAGAGGUUUGAAUACCAGAAUUACCCUCCACAGAUGUUCAGUGAUGAGAAUCCUAAUGCUUGUUCUGUUAUGUAAAAAAUAGAAUAAAGGUUGGGGUAAAAUGGGGAAAAAAGGGUCAGUUGGUGAGUGAGUGAGCCCCCUUGGAUGGUCCUGCUUCUUCUUUAGUCACGUGGUGCUCUGCAUGUGUCAUGUUUGGCUGUUUCUAUAAAAUCUGCAGAGCAACCGUGGAGUUUUGUGAAUUUUUUUUUUUUAAAAUCGUUGUUAUAUAUAUAAAUAAUAAUAUAAUGGAAUUUA